GAUGCGCGAAUUAGGCGGCGGCCAGACAAAGAUGAGGAUCGGGACCGCUUGAAAGUGGGGGAAAGUGCCGGCGUCUCCGCCGCCGCCGCCGGGGACAGCCGCUCCGCAGCGCCGAGCCCAGCCGCCAGCCGAGACAUCUGGGGGAGCCCGGAGCCGGCUGCGGGGCGCGCGACGCGGGGCAUGAGGCUGUGAGCGCCGCCGCUCCCCGCCCUCCCCGGGCCGCCCGGCGCCAGGCCAGCGACCACCCCAGGACUUGACGGAGGAGUCUUGGCCCGGCCCGCACUCGCGCGGCGGCGGCCGAGACAAGAGGCGCGCGCGUGCGCGCGCGCGCAGGCAGGGCCGAGGCGCCCCGAGGGCCGUGGGGGGCGGGGGGGGGGCGCCCGGAGGCAGGUCCAGGCGGCCGGAGCCGCCGGGGCGCGGGGCUAUGAUGGUGCACUGUGCCGGCUGCGAGCGGCCCAUCCUCGACCGCUUCCUGCUGAACGUGCUGGACCGCGCGUGGCACAUCAAAUGCGUGCAGUGCUGCGACUGCAAGACCAACCUGUCCGAGAAGUGCUUCUCGCGCGAGGGCAAGCUCUACUGCAAAAAUGACUUCUUCAGGCGCUUCGGCACCAAGUGCGCCGGCUGCGCGCAGGGCAUCUCCCCCAGCGACCUGGUGCGCAAGGCCCGGAGCAAGGUGUUCCACCUCAACUGCUUCACCUGCAUGGUGUGCAACAAGCAGCUGUCCACGGGCGAGGAGCUGUACGUCAUCGACGAGAACAAGUUCGUGUGCAAGGACGACUACCUGAGCUCCAGCCUCAAGGAGGGCAGCCUCAACUCAGUGUCCUCCUGUACGGACCGCAGCUUGUCCCCGGACCUCCAGGACCCGCUGCAGGAUGACCCCAAGGAGACCGACAACUCGACGUCGUCGGACAAGGAGACGGCCAACAACGAGAACGAGGAACAGAACUCGGGCACCAAGCGGCGCGGCCCGCGCACCACCAUCAAAGCCAAACAGCUGGAGACGCUCAAGGCGGCCUUUGCCGCCACGCCCAAGCCCACGCGCCACAUCCGCGAGCAGCUGGCGCAGGAGACCGGCCUCAACAUGCGCGUCAUUCAGGUGUGGUUCCAGAACCGACGGUCCAAAGAGCGCCGCAUGAAGCAGCUGAGCGCGCUGGGCGCGCGGAGACACGCCUUCUUCCGGAGUCCCAGGCGCAUGCGUCCGCUGGGCGGCCGCUUGGACGAGUCGGAGAUGUUGGGGUCCACUCCGUAUACCUACUACGGAGAUUACCAAGGCGACUACUACGCGCCCGGAGGCAACUACGACUUCUUCGCGCACGGGCCGCCGUCGCAGGCGCAGUCCCCGGCCGACUCGAGCUUCCUGGCGGCGUCGGGAGCGGCCUCGACGCCGCUGGGCGCGCUGGAGCCGCCGCUGGCCGGGCCGCACGCCGCGGACAACCCCCGCUUCACCGACAUGAUCUCGCACCCGGACACGCCCAGCCCCGAGCCGGGCCUGCCCGGGGCGCUGCACCCCAUGCCCGGAGAGGUGUUCAGCGGCGGCCCCAGCCCGCCCUUCCCCCUGAGCGGCGCGGGGGGCUACAGCGGACCCCUCUCGCACCCCAACCCCGAGCUCAACGAGGCCGCCGUGUGGUAAAGGCCUCGCACCCGCCCGGACGCCGCCGCCCAAAACCAAAACGCCCGCCGCGGACCGGCCUGGAGGAGGAGGAGGAGGAAGGGGGUGGGGGGUC
Molecule: messenger RNA, 1724 nt
Organism: Sorex fumeus (smoky shrew)
Lineage: Eukaryota; Metazoa; Chordata; Mammalia; Eulipotyphla; Soricidae
Gene: LHX5
Product: LIM homeobox 5
Exons: 5
Coding region: 425-1630 (401 amino acids)
Biological process (GO): neuron differentiation; regulation of transcription by RNA polymerase II
Cellular component (GO): nucleus
Molecular function (GO): DNA-binding transcription factor activity, RNA polymerase II-specific; RNA polymerase II transcription regulatory region sequence-specific DNA binding
Source: RefSeq, a predicted model, not a curated record